AUGGACACCCGCAACUUGGAAAUUCUUGAUAUUCUUUCGAAUUCACGUUAUGUGGAAGAUUAUUUGGAGCUUUUUGAGAUUUGGUGUCUCACCCGCAAGAGUCUGGAUGCCGAGAAGAAGACGGCACAUUUUCUCUCUGCUUUUGGAAAGGAAUCUUAUACGCUGAUUAAAAUUUUGGCAUUCCCAGAGUCACCAAUACAACUGAAGUAUGAAGAACUCAACGAUUUAUUACUAAAGCAUUUCCAGCCAGCCAACUUCGAGGCAGCUGAGCCAACGAAAUUCCAUUGCCUUGCUCGUGAUCCUAAUCAGUCUGUCCGAGACUUAUUUCUUCAGCUGCAGACUCAGGCCGCGCGCUGUAAUUCCAAAGAUCAUCUUCAAACUCAGCUCAUUGAUAGACUCAUUGCUGGAAUUAACUGUUCUGAGCUACAGCAGCAGUUCUUGUUGAUUCCAAACUGUACAUUUCAAACCGCGAAGGUGGUCCGUGAACAAUACCCGGAUGUACGUGAGGAGCCGAAAGUAUUGUUCAGUCACAAUCGUGGUUCGGCGCUUGAAGCUCACUAG
Messenger RNA from Echinostoma caproni, 561 nucleotides. The record is from the annotation of a GenBank genome assembly. Lineage: Eukaryota; Metazoa; Platyhelminthes; Trematoda; Plagiorchiida; Echinostomatidae.